CAGUGAACACCACAGUCAAAGAAUAACUGGAAGUGACUAAGUGUGGAUCACAGGCAUAAGAGGAACAGAAGCACUUUUCCUUUUUUUUUGCCUUAUCAUCAUGAACUGAUGGAUUUUUUUUCGAAUUGAAGAAAAGUGGAUGAAGUGUACUUACAGCCAAAAUAAGUAAAAAAAAUUAUAUGUAUUUGACGAUCAUAAUGGGAUAAUGUUUAUUGGAAUUUGUCGACAGUCAAAAAUGGCUUGCCUGGCCAGGCUGGAUAUUGAAAGUUGACUAAAGAAAGUUCAAUAUAAUCAAUUUCUGCACUAAACCCACAAUUUAUAGACUAGAAGUGGACACAUAUUUUUUUAAAAUGUUGUACGUUUUUUUGGUCGACACUGGAGCAAUGCAGACGUUUGAAAUGGAGUUGGCAAUGGAAAGUGUUGAGACAUUGAUGAAAUCAAUUGAAUCUACUUUGCUGAUUCCUGUUGAAAAACAAGUAUUGAUAACACCUGAGGGAGAAGCACUGGAUCCUAGUCAUCGUAUAUGCAACUAUUCAAGUGCAGGGACUGAAAGCAAUCCCAUAUUCUUAUUCAGCAAAAUAAAGAUUGAAUCUCCUGUGCCACCAUCACCAAGUUUGAACAUGGGUUCAGAGACCGCUCUUCAAGAAGAAGUAGAAAAAUCUCUGAAUUUGCAUCCGACUUAUGAAACACUAGUUUCCAGGUCACAGCUUGCUUCGACAUUUGAAGAAAUGUCUAUGGCAAUGCUUGAUAGCUCUGUAUCACUUAUCCAUGAACAAAUGCUUCAAAGAAAUGGUUGGUUUGCGGUGGUGGCAAACUUGGAAAAUAUUGCAAAAACAUUUGAAACUCGUGCUUUGAUUCUAGAAGAAAAUUUUGCUGAAUUCAAGGAGUUGACUCCCUCGUACCGAUCUCUUUUGGAUAGUUUUCCUACCAUAAUUGACCAACUAUCGAGGCUGCCUGUGUUUGAAUGUUUGAUCAACGAUGAAAUAAAAUCAAGUUCAUCCAAUAACGGCAAGUUUUCUUUGCUCGACUGGAUAAAUGCUCAGGAUGAAAGGAAUAGUCUAAAUGAUACUGUUAAACAAUGUGAAGAUGCUUUGGCACAGUUCGAGAACUCCUCUUUGCUGGAGAUACAGAAAGAUCGUGUUCAAGUACUUGGUGACGUUUCAAACACGAACAUGAAAGAAAUCGGUGGUUUGGAGGAACGGCUGGCAAUGUUGGAAAAAUUGAAGGAAAAAGCGUGUGCUUUCUCUGAAGAACAAGCUGAUAUGGCGAAAGGGUUUUUUCAGAAUCAAAUGAGAGCUCAGAAUAUUGGUGAUCCAUCUGUAUUGCCAGAUCUUUGCUCCAGCCAUCAAGCCCAACUUUCUUUAAUGAUGCACAAUCAUACACAGUUAAGAGACAUACGUCGUAGAUGUGCGAAAGCGAAAGAUGAACUUUCUGUUAAUCUACACACACGUCUGAGAUGGGUAAUGAUGAUAGAGAAGAAAAUUUGUGAUUGUGAUAAUAAGCUGGUGUUUUAUCACGAAAGCAUGAAAAGAAUGAAGAAACGCAUGGAAAUUUUGGAGCAAAUUAGUUUUGCUCCUCGCACUUAUGCUUUGACAGUAAAAGAAGUUAUUCGAAGACGAGAAUUUACUUCACAUUUUACUAAGUGGGCGAAAGAUGUGUAUCAGCAGUCAGAUUCAGUUUGUCAGGAAGAAAUUGCUCAUCGACAUAAAUAUUUUGACUGUGUUGGAAACCACUUUGUUCUAAUUCUUUUUAAUGGAAUUGAGGAACUUCCAAAGCAGUACAUUACCGUCCCUGAAAACCUUGACAUUGAAUUACCUUCGCUUUCAUUCUCUCAUCUCGAUGAACUAUUAAAACUUGUGCCAGAGUUGUUCGAAAAUUGCUUGGAUUAUUUGACUAGAGAAAAACUACACGCAGACAAGGAAAGAAAGUCUUCAAGUUGUUGCAAUCUAUCUACAGUGAAAGAAAUUGAAAUAAAAUCAUCAGAUACCAUUGAUGGUAAAGUCAUCGAUGAAGAUACGAUGAGGACUAAAGAGGUUGAAAUAAAAUCAUCAUCAGAUACCAUUGAUGGUAAAGUCAUCAAUGAAGAUACGAUGAGGACUGAAGAGGUUGAAAUAAAAUCAUCAUCAGAUACCAUUGAUGGUAAAGUCAUCAAUGAAGAUACGAUGAGGACUGAAGAGGUUGAAAUAAAAUCAUCAUCAGAUACCAUUGAUGGUAAAGUCAUCGAUAAAGAUAAAAUCAGGACUGGUAUUGAAAGUACGAGUGAACAGGAAAACGAACGUUUUGUCGAAAACAGUGGUGCUGGUAACGUUGAGAAGAGCAAGGACUGUGAAAAUUGUUGUUUCGAAAACCGUGAACUACUGAAAGAGUUGAGUGAAAAUGUCGAUAACUUAAAGAAGAAAACGAGUGGACUUAACUAUGAGAAUGAAUCAUUGAGGAAAGAAAUUGAAGCGAAAGAUAGAAAUUUUUCCGAGAAAGAACUAAUGUAUCAAAGGGAUCUUGAACGACAAAAACUUUACGCCUCUGAGUUGGAAGCGGCUAAAGAAUCGUUUGAAUCAGAACAGCAAAUUCGAUUCAACAGCGCGAUUGGUCGAGUUUUGAAAGAGAAAGAGGUAGCUUUGAAGAAAGCCGAUGAGCAACUACUCAAUUUCAAGUUUUUGCAGGAGAAAAGUGAUGAGAAACUUCAAGUUAUUUUUAAUGAAAAAGAAGCUUUGAGACAGGAAAGCGACGAGGUGUCGAAAAAACUGAUAAAUACUGAGAGAAUGGUUUCCCAACUCGAGUUGGAAUUGGAGAAAUCUAAAGUAGAGGCACUGGAACAUAUUAAAGAAAAAGAAAGAGAGUAUACGAAACAAUUGGAGAAUCAAAGAGACGAAGCUGCGAGGGUACUUGAAUCAGAGAAAUUAAAGUGGGAAGCUGAAUCUGGAUCAGGCUCUGGGCAAAUCAUCAGUGAGCUUGUUGUAGAUCGUUUCAAAAAAAGAAUCAAAUAUCUAGAGGAGGAAAAUGAUUUGUUAAAAAAACGUAUGAAGUCCACUGUGGAUGGCGAUAUGAAACUUUCGUUUGUUGAGCUACAACAGAAGUUGAACGACAAAUGUAAAGAGUGUGAUUCUCUGCGAGCAGAAUUAGAGCUAUUGAAGCAAACACCGCAAAAUUCUCAAGUUGUUUCCAAAGAUUUACAGAAAGGUGAUAUCGUGGAAGUUUAUUAUAACGAGCAGUACGAUCAUUACAUGAUUAAGGCUCAUGGAGAAACUCUUCACUUUGUUCACCCAGACUCUUUGAUCAGUAUAGAGUUGCCAGAAUCAAAGUCAGGGCAUUCAUUAAAAGCUCAAAUUUUGGAGAAAGAGUAUUGUCAAGCGAAAAAGGCUAACAACAGAUUUAAAGUUAAUACCGGAACAAAGUUUUAUCGCGUCAAAGUUCGAGUGUGUUGACUUCGAGCUCUUACCACGCAAAUGACAAUAUGUUCAUAUUUCAUCUGCACGGCAAAAAAGUUGCCCUUGAUGGUCACACGAUAAAGUAACGGCAUAAAAGAAACGUAUUCUAAAUUCUAAAGAGAGCUGCUUGGCUAGAUUGCUUUUUUAUGAUCAUAUGAACUUUGCAAAGUUUAGCACUUUCAGCUCAACAUUUUAUUGAGUAAAAACUUAAGAGACUAUAAGAAGAGGAUCAGCUCUUCUUCAAGUUCGAAAUCACUAUCUGCUAAUGUAAUGGUUUAGAUUUGCAAAUUGCUAAUGCCCACAUUUAAAGGAAUGAUAUCACACUCCCUGCCUUACGUCUGAAUGAACCACUUUGAGCUUAACCAUGCUAUGGCUGUAUACUUGCUGAUAACGGCUUUUAGUUCUAAUGAAAUUUAAUGUUUAUCUUUGUUGA
Molecule: messenger RNA, 3858 nt
Organism: Xenia sp. Carnegie-2017
Lineage: Eukaryota; Metazoa; Cnidaria; Anthozoa; Malacalcyonacea; Xeniidae
Product: RB1-inducible coiled-coil protein 1-like
Exons: 26
Coding region: 351-3422 (1023 amino acids)
Biological process (GO): piecemeal microautophagy of the nucleus; autophagy of peroxisome; autophagy of mitochondrion
Cellular component (GO): extrinsic component of membrane; Atg1/ULK1 kinase complex; phagophore assembly site membrane
Molecular function (GO): molecular adaptor activity; protein kinase binding
Source: RefSeq, a predicted model, not a curated record